GGCAGUACUUGUCGUACUUGAACUAUUAGCUCGGUCCAUCACAACAAGUUGGAGCCUUGAGACGUGAUUGUUUCCACCCAUUGGUCCACCCCUUAAGUUUGGGUGGCACGCCGCUGUUCGUGGGAUUGGUGCUGGGGACGCUUGGGGCGGUUGAGUGGGCGUGUCGGUGGGUGGUGACAGCCGGCCAUGGCCUCCUCGUCGACGCUACACUUAACGACGCAUGGUGGGUCUCAUACGGCCCACCACGCCCAUGGUGGGCCGGGCCACGCCCUCUUGGGUGGGGGCGGACCUCCGGGCGCCGCCGGUGGGGGACCCCAAAAUCAAAGCGAUAUUGCGUUUUGGUUGCAUAAUAAAUUGGGCACAUCGAACGACUCGUGGACGGGUGGUUCCAUUGUGUCCCAAUUGAACCCGGAGCUCUUAGUGAAGAUCGAGCACUGUUUCUGUGAUCUCCAACCCCAAGUCAAAUUGAAGCUACUUCUCUCCCUAUUCCACAUUCAGAAACGCAACUUAGAAGCCAAUUGGAAGACCCAAUUGGACGCCAUUUUACAAGUGGCCCAAGAGGAUUCCGAGCCUUGGGUGGCCAUGCUGGCCGAGCUCCUCAAGACCUAUCCAGCCACUGGUCAGUUGAAUGCGGAUAUCCGUGUGCCUGACACAAAUCGCAAAUUGUUCACGGAUCUCUUGGCCGAUAUGAAAAAGGUGCUGAAAAAAUCCGACCAAAGUGACACCGUGCUGCCCAUGGAGUGUCAUUUCUUGAACAAGAACGCCUUUAUCUCGUUGGUGGGUCAUCAACCACAGACGAUCAAACAUUUCGCUCUCAAACGCAAGCCCAAGGCCGCGGCCCUUAAAGCAGAAUUGCUGAACAAAUCCCAAGAGGCCGCCAACAAAGUCAAGUCGAGCUCGUCGGGCUCGUUCCCCAUCCGAAAGAGUACAAUGCCCAGAAAGAUGUCAGAUACCGGAGGCGCUCUCAAGGCGUUGCCCAGUCGCACCUUCGGGGGUGGCUUUAAGAGCCAACGGCCAGCCGUUCCACCCAGGAGCAAUCGCAAGCCUGAAGGUGGGGUGAAAUUGCUCGAUAUCACAGAGCAACCCAUCGGGUUUGCCGCUGCCAAAAAGAGGAAACGCCAACAAGAGUUGGAGGAAAUUCAGGCCAAGAAGGCGCAAGCCAAAGAGGAAAAGGAGGCGGCCGCCAAGGCUGCAGCUGCAGCCAAGACCACACCGGAUUACGCAGCAGGGCUAUCCACCAUGAAUCCACCUACCCCGGCACCCGCUCCCUCGGGUGUUUCCAGUACUGCUCCGCCUCCUCCCGCCUAUGCCCCUCCCACGCCCUUACAGUCCACGGUGAGCACUCCUUCAUACGCGCCCCAACCUCCUUCGCUUCCGACCCAACCUACGGUCGUGUCCUCUCAAUUGCCGCUGCAACCGCCGCCUCAUCAUACGGGGCCUACGUUGCCCACCGUACCUGUGACGGCUGGUUUGACCUCGAAUGGAAUGGGGCCCAUGCCCGGAUUGGGCGGGGCUGGGGGUGCGCCUCCUCAAACCGGCCUUAUGAGCCAACCAGGGCUUCAGCAGCCCCAAUUAUCUCAAGGUGUGCAGUCUUCGGCGAUGGCUUCAAAUCUCUCUCAGUCGAUGGUGCGCACCAAUCCGACGCCUUUCCCCGCCAACUUGACCUCAUUGGAGCCGCUUCCGCCUUCGGCGGUUCAACAGCAACAACAUCAACAACCACAACUUCAACAACAGCCACAACAACAACCCGCAUCAUACCAUGCGCUGCAAUCCACCCAACGAUUGACCCCUGGUACAACCACCCGGUUGGUACAAUUGCCAACCCAACCCAUUCCGCAGCCCCAGACUCGAUUCACAGGCACGCAAGUCCUGACCCAACGAGCCUCUGGACCGCCAGUCUCGGUAUUGGCCAAUGUCGGCGCUCACGGCGGUCAAGCACAACAGCAACCGCAAGCCCAGGCCAGGAUCAUCCGAACCGUUCGGCCCCUUUUGAGCAAUCUGCAGCCCCAACCCCAGAAUCUUCUGCCGCAGCAGCCGCAACAACAACCACAACAGCGUCAGCCUCCGGCACCACAAGCGAUUGUUCAACCUCGAGUUCCGGCCCCACUCCCGACCCAGACCCCCCAACCCGCCCCUGCGCAGGCCCAAAGGAGAAGUCUGACCCUGACCAAAGAGCAAAUGAUGGAGGCCCAAGAAAUGUUCAGGACGGCCAACAAGGUCACCCGACCGGAAAAGGCUCUUAUUCUCGGUUUCAUGGCCGGCUCCAGGGAUAACCCUUGCCCUCACUUAGGAAACGUUGUGACCAUCAAAUUGUCGGAGAACCAAGAGAAUGUGCAACAAGGCAAUCAAUUUGUGGGUAUGAUAGUGGAAACCCACUUCCAAAUGAACUAUUCCACUGGGGAAUGGAAGCGAAUCAAGAAGCUUCGUCGUCUCGAGGAUUUGCAACAGUGAUAGUGAUAAACAGAAUGAAGAAAACCUCUGGCCCCGUGAGCCAAACAGAGCACGGCGUCAAAAGCAGUUGAAAAGAUGUGUUUUGAUUCCCCAUUAUAAAUUCAGGAAUUUCCGAAUUAAAAUCGGUGUAUCUAGCAA
Tigriopus californicus is the source of this 2589-nucleotide messenger RNA. RefSeq names its product negative elongation factor A-like. Bases 187 to 2451 code for a protein of 754 amino acids. The record is from RefSeq and is a predicted model, not a curated record. The transcript has 8 exons. Gene Ontology annotation, biological process: negative regulation of transcription elongation by RNA polymerase II. Gene Ontology annotation, cellular component: NELF complex. Lineage: Eukaryota; Metazoa; Arthropoda; Copepoda; Harpacticoida; Harpacticidae.